Messenger RNA from Stegodyphus dumicola, 906 nucleotides. RefSeq names its product Zinc finger protein swm (gene swm). NCBI's taxonomy places the organism in Eukaryota, Metazoa, Arthropoda, Arachnida, Araneae, Eresidae. The record is from RefSeq and is a predicted model, not a curated record. Gene Ontology annotation, molecular function: RNA binding; metal ion binding. Gene Ontology annotation, cellular component: nucleus.
AAUUGUAUCACAUUUUCAGACUAAGAAAGAGUUACUUGAUGCUGAAAUGGAUUUGUACAAUAAGCAACUACGGGGCGACGACACAGCUGAAUUACUAUCUAGAGUUAAUGAAUUAAAGCAAAAGGCAAAAGCCUUAGGUCUUCUCGACAAUAAUACAUUCCGCGGAGAUUCUGUAAAGGGAUCAAGGCAGAAAAAUUCUAGAUUUCCAAACAGAAGCUGUCCUCCAGUACCUUUGUCUCGCAGUGUUGAUCAUCGGCCAAGGUCAAUAAUUGUAACAGGUUCUUCUGACAGAGAUGGGCUACUAAAGCAUUUCUCGCAUUUUGGUGAAGUUGAGAAGAUGGAAGGUGAAUUAGGAAAGUAUUUUGUCGUGAAAUUCCGAACAAGAGUUUCAGCAGAAAAGGCUUACUUAUAUGGCACAAAAUUUGGAGAUGUAGAUUUAUCUCUUGCAUGGCUGCAAGAUUCACAAAUGGCGGCUGGGGAAAAUUUACGUCGCCAUUCUGAUUCAGCUACUUUAAAAUCUGAGCAUUCAGAAUUAAUGGAUGCUGAAGAGGAUGAAGAAGAUGAUGAAGAGGAAGAUAGUGAAGCUCGUUCUUGGCGACGAUGAUAAAAACCUAAAUUUCAAAAAUGUUUUGUACAGCUAUUAGGGAGCACCUGUGUAUAAUUCAGUGAUAAAUAUUGGGUGAAUUAUUGCACCUAUGAUCAAAGUUCCAGCUUCAGAAAAGACUGUGAAGAGCAGAACUAUCAAUCAUGUGCUUCACCUAACACUUCAUAAAACAAAAACUGUCAUAUCUGCUUUUAAGGCAUGGUGCACUGGUGAUAAUUAAUUUUAUCCAUGUAACUACCAUCAGUUGCCAAAUUUGUAAAUUUUUAAGUGUAAAGUUUGAAAUAAACUCAUUUUCUGGUGGU